CAUCGAGUGCAGAUCGCGCGCCGGUUCUGGAGUGAUUUUUUGUCAAAAAAACGUCAAAAUGCCCCCGAAAAAGGCGCAAAAGGGCAGAAAUGGUUUCUGGUACUUCAUGCAGGAUUUCAAGAAGACCCAGGAGCAUCACGGGCGAGUAUUUCCCGGAGGCUUCAAGGAUAUCCAGGCUGAUCCAGAGUGUUCCAAAGCGUGGAAGAAAUUAUCAGAAGACGAGAAGAAUCGCUACAACACAAUGGCAGACAAAGAAAAAGGGCAGCCGAGGUUGACGGGCUGGGGUGAGCCAAUUUCUCUCGUCCUGGAGAGACAGAGGAAGCACCAGGAGUUCGGGGCGAUCAUGAAGGCCGACAUCGACGAGACAAUUCGCCUGGCCCAAGCCUGCGACAACAUUCCUGACCUCACAGUCUACUUCAUCCAUGUGAACUACUCCUACUGCAAAGAUCGCCCUGACACUACAGUCGACUACAUCCCCAUAGAGUUCGCAAUCUGCCAAUUUUCAAUUGCUGAUGGGAUCAAGAAUGUUUAUCAUGAGAUUGUAAAAGUCAAAGUGGAGCUUGGUUUUGCUAGAGUCGCCAUAGAGCACGCAGACAACACUCACAAGAUUCCAGAGAAUUAUGAACAGGGGGAGGACGACUACAAGAAGAUGUACGAGAAAUUUCGAGGCUUUCUCAAGCCCAUGGAGGACCAGACUGGCAAACUGCCACCGAUUUACACUCGUCAGAAGUUCGUCACGACUGUCACUUGCUUUCUGGACAGACUCACAGCUGGAGGGGAUGUUCCGGAUGACACCUUUACUCUGUACUCCCUGGAGUGCCUCUUUGGAAAGCUAAUGGUCCUGUGUAACCCCGAGGUCGAUCGUUUCUGCAACCCAAUUCUCCUGGCCGAAUCAGAAUUCGAGAAGGAUUCAUUCGCCUAUUUCCCAAAUCUUGAGUGCGAGUAUCACCAGAAGAUUGAAGGUACAUCCAUCCAUUGUUCGUUCUCAAUAAUUCGACAGUGGGCCUUCGUCAUUUGUGAUUACUGCUGCAAUUGGUUCGGAGUGGAGAUGCUCCCUAACAUCCAUCGUCCUGAUAUUCCUUCCACCGAGGAUGAGGAAGUCAACUUCCUGGCAACGAGCAUUGCCUCCAUCAGAGUGGAGAAAGAGUUCAAACCCAGUAAUCUCAAGUCAAUGACAGGAGUGAGUGAGGCUUACAGGUACGAAAAAGCGGGGAGAACUGCGAGGGAGGAGGCACAGAGGAGGAAGGAUGCUUUUCUGAACCCUCUGGAGAUCAUCGAUCACAGCAAGCCAGUGGACAAGAGCUUAAAAUACUUCAGACCCCUGAGGCCACCGAAUACAGUGAUGGGACAUGGUGAAGUACCUCCUCAGGUCGUUACGCAGACGAAGCCAAGGACGGGAAGAGGCCGUGGAGGAAUUGCCUACGAUUAGUUCGAUCUUCCAGAGUUUCUGAAGGUCUUCUCGCCGUUCUUCACGUCUCCAUGGGCUCCACCAGCCUAAAAUUCUGGAGAACUUCAUUCAUAACUUUGGACUAAAGGACUUUGGAGGAAACUUUUAGAGAUACUAUUUUUUUGUUUGACAUUGUUUAUUCGAUAAACAGUGAACGUUUUUUGAAUCUAUUUAGGACUUCGAUGUAUGGAAUCGUGAUGAAUCAUGAGAAUAGGAGUUUCAUAAUGAGGGAUACUAAUUAGAAAAAAACAUGAAAGAUUAGAAAAUGAGAAACAGGUUUUUCAUAUUAUUUUUUAUUACAAUCCGAUUAUUAAUCGAUCUUCGUCGUUUUUCAUGUCUUUUCGUGGGAUUGUAUACUUUCUUUCUUAUUUUACUUUCUCGAGGAUAAUUCGAUUAUCAAUAAUCGAUGUACUUCUUUUAUUUGAGUAUUUUGGAUAAAACAUGGAUUAAUUAAAGAUGAGUAUUUAUGGGAUUACAGUUGAGAGUUCUUGGAGAUUAUUGAUGACUUAUAGAAGUCUCGAUGAAUCAUGAGAAUAAGAGUUUCACUAAUAGGAAUAGAAAUAAAAGAGAAUUUGAAGAAGGGAUGAUUAGAGAUAGAUUCUCAAUCAAUUAUUUAUCAAUAGACUCAAAGAUGAGACUGAUUACUGAUGUAAUUAUGGUACAACAUAUGUAAUCACAAAUGAACUUUGUAAUAUCGAUUAAUAAGAU
Messenger RNA from Diachasma alloeum, 2155 nucleotides. RefSeq names its product protein maelstrom homolog. Gene Ontology annotation, cellular component: P granule; nucleus. The transcript has 7 exons. The record is from RefSeq and is a predicted model, not a curated record. Lineage: Eukaryota; Metazoa; Arthropoda; Insecta; Hymenoptera; Braconidae. Bases 59 to 1429 code for a protein of 456 amino acids. Gene Ontology annotation, biological process: spermatogenesis; negative regulation of DNA-templated transcription; regulation of miRNA-mediated gene silencing. Gene Ontology annotation, molecular function: sequence-specific DNA binding.